Penicillium diatomitis is the source of this 798-nucleotide messenger RNA. Its product is annotated as chorismate mutase ARO7. Gene Ontology annotation, cellular component: cytoplasm. Gene Ontology annotation, molecular function: chorismate mutase activity. The transcript is spliced from 3 exons. Lineage: Eukaryota; Fungi; Ascomycota; Eurotiomycetes; Eurotiales; Aspergillaceae. The record is from RefSeq and is a predicted model, not a curated record. Bases 1 to 798 code for a protein of 265 amino acids. Gene Ontology annotation, biological process: chorismate metabolic process; aromatic amino acid biosynthetic process.
AUGGAUGCUGCGAUUGAUCUGUCUGAUGCCUCCAAGGCAUUGGAUCUUGCGAACAUUCGUUUCCAAUUGAUUCGUCUCGAAGAUACCAUUACCUUCCACUUCAUCGAACGAGUUCAAUUCCAGCUCAACAGGACAAUCUACGUCCCCGGUGGGGUCAAGAUUCCGCACAGCGAGCUCAGUCUCAUGGACUAUCUGCUGCGCGAGCAAGAGCGUCUUCAAUCCCGCGUGCGUCGGUACCAGUCCCCGGACGAGUAUCCAUUCUUCCCCGAUGCGCUCGAGGAGCCCGUGUUGCAGCCGCUCUCCUACCCGCAAAUCCUGCACGACAAUGACGUGAACGUCAACGACAUCAUCAAGAGGCGCUACAUCGACGAGAUUCUCCCCGCCAUCUGUCGACAGGACCGGGAGGAUCGCGGUGAGACCCAAGAGAACUACGGCUCGGCUGCGACGUGCGACGUGGCGUGUCUGCAGGCCCUGUCGCGCCGCAUUCACUUUGGCAAGUUCGUUGCCGAGUCCAAGUUUCAGAAGGACCCGGAGCUGUUUGUCCGCCUGAUUCGGGCGGGCGAUUGGAAGGGUAUCGAUGCCGCUAUCACCAAUGCUGCGGUGGAGAAGAAGGUCUUGGAACGUCUCGGUCUCAAGGCCAAGACUUACGGUACCGAUCCUGCGUUUCCAGAAGAGCAAGGCCCCAAGAUCAACAUUGAUGCAGUGGUAGCCAUGUACAAGGAAUGUGUGAUUCCACUGACCAAGGUGGUCGAAGUGGAAUAUCUGAUGCAGCGUCUGAAGGGCACGAAAUGGGAGUAA